Onthophagus taurus is the source of this 1822-nucleotide messenger RNA. It is a transcript of the gene Mccc2, whose product is annotated as methylcrotonyl-CoA carboxylase subunit 2. Gene Ontology annotation, cellular component: mitochondrion; methylcrotonoyl-CoA carboxylase complex. Gene Ontology annotation, molecular function: methylcrotonoyl-CoA carboxylase activity. The record is from RefSeq and is a predicted model, not a curated record. Lineage: Eukaryota; Metazoa; Arthropoda; Insecta; Coleoptera; Scarabaeidae. Gene Ontology annotation, biological process: L-leucine catabolic process.
CUUUAUUAUCGCACCUCUUAAUCUAAAAAAUAAAAAUUAUAACUUUCUUAUGUGUUACGUUAAGUAAAGCUUAUUUAAAAACUGUUCAAAGAACAAGGUCGUCGUAGUGGUCACUUUCGUGGGAUAAAAAUGUUGUCGAAAAAGGUUUUAAAAAAUUACCGAGCUUUUACACGUUUCCUCCACGUCGAAAGUUCGAACGUAAUACAAACGAAAUGCGAUCAAAAUUCAAAAAGAUACAAAGAGAAUUAUUCUCAAAUGAACGAUUUAGUAGAAAAUUUAAGGAAAAGAACGCAAGAUAUUUUACAAGGUGGUGGAGAUAAAGCUAUAAAAAGACACACUUCGAAAGGAAAAUUAUUGGUUAGGGACCGAAUUGAUUUAUUAUUAGAUAAAAAUUCAGCUUUUUUGGAACUCAGUACUUUCGCUGGAUUUAAUAUGUACGAUGAUGUUAUUAAUUCGGCUGGUGUUAUAACUGGAAUUGGUAAAAUUCAUGGUAACGAAUGUAUUGUUGUUGCUAAUGAUGCCACCGUAAAAGGAGGAACUUAUUAUCCUAUGACUGUUAAAAAACAUCUCAGAGCACAAGAAAUUGCCCAAGAAAACAAUUUACCUUGCAUUUAUUUGGUUGAUAGCGGUGGGGCUAACUUACCACAUCAAUCAGAAGUGUUUCCUGAUAAGAAUCAUUUUGGGAGAAUCUUUUUUAAUCAAGCUAAUUUAUCAUCAGAAGGAAUUCCACAGAUUGCUGUAGUUUUGGGUUCAUGUACAGCUGGUGGUGCAUAUGUUCCAGCAAUGGCAGAUGAAUCAGUAAUAGUAAAACAACAAGGAACGAUUUUCUUAGCAGGUCCACCAUUAGUAAAAGCAGCAACUGGCGAAGAAGUUUCCGCUGAAGAAUUAGGAGGAGCCGAUAUGCACUGUUCCGUAUCCGGCGUAACAGAUCAUUACGCAUUAAACGACGAACACGCGAUUCAUAUCGCAAGACAAAUCAUUAAAAACAUCAAUAAGCAACCGAAUGAAUUAUUUAACACCCCAUUUGAAACCCCUCUAUAUAACCCUGAAGAACUUUAUGGAAUUAUCGAUCAAGAUCUAACUAAAUCUUUCGAUGUUCGCGAAGUGAUUGCAAGAAUUUUUGAUGGAUCAAAAUUUGAUGAGUUUAAAAAAAAAUUCGGGGCGACUUUAAUUUGUGGUUUUACAAAGCUUUAUGGAAAAAUGGUUGGGGUGAUUGGAAAUAACGGGGUUUUAUUUGCUGAAAGUGCGGUAAAAGGGGCUCAUUUUGUACAAUUAUGCACUCAAAGAAACAUCCCAUUAAUUUUUCUUCAAAACAUAACUGGAUUUAUGGUCGGUAAACAAGCCGAAACCGGCGGAAUUGCUAAACACGGCGCUAAACUAGUUACAGCCGUAGCUUGCGCUAAAGUUCCUAAAAUCACUUUGAUUAUUGGAGGCUCUUACGGAGCCGGAAAUUACGGAAUGUGCGGCAGAUCUUAUUCACCAAGAUUUUUGUAUAUGUGGCCGAAUGCGAGGAUUUCUGUUAUGGGUGGACAACAAGCUGCGGGUGUUUUAUCACAAGUUGCUGUUAAAACUAAAGGAAAGAAUUGGAGUAAAAAAGAUAUUGAGGAUUUUGAAAAACCAAUUAUUGAGCAAUUUGAUAAUGAAAGUUCUGCUUAUUUUAGUAGUGCAAGGAUAUGGGAUGAUGGAAUUAUUGAUCCAAAAGAUACUCGUAAAGUACUUGGAUUAAGUUUAGCAGCUGCUUUAAAUAGUGAAAAGAAGAAAACAACUUUUGGUGUUUUUAGAAUGUAAAAAAAAUUAAUUAAAAGAUAUAUAUUUAGAUUAA